UUUAAGGCUACACAGUAGUGCUAGCCUAGCCCUGACUGCCGCCUGGUCACUAGGAAUUCAUGGAGUCCUGAGGCAGGGACAUAGAAUGCAAUGUGGCCGAGGUGCAGUGAUGUGGCUGUAGCGCCACAGUGGGCAAGGCGGAGAACAACUUUUAAGACUUUUCUGCUGGCAGUUCAACCUGAAGACAGCUCAGCGGUGUGGCUCGAUAGUGAACAGCGUCACGUAGUACUGUACAGUACACCCAUGCGACGGACAGAACAGACAGACUGUCUUCCACUACACAGCAAAGCCGGGAUUCUUAUCAGUAUCGAACCUCUGAUUCUCUUUGCACUCUUUUUAUUUUACUAUCAUUUUGAGCGAUUAUCCAGUCUGAUGUCGUAGAUUACCCACCUGGCAGCCUGAUGUUGGGGCUGGGGAAAGAGAUGGAAAGGGAUCGAAAGCCAUGGAAGUUGACCGAAAGACAUGGAAAGCCUUCCCAAGCGCGCUCGGGCCAUGAAAGCCGCG
Aspergillus saccharolyticus JOP 1030-1 is the source of this 504-nucleotide messenger RNA. RefSeq lists its product as uncharacterized. NCBI's taxonomy places the organism in Eukaryota, Fungi, Ascomycota, Eurotiomycetes, Eurotiales, Aspergillaceae. The transcript has a single exon. The record is from RefSeq and is a predicted model, not a curated record. Bases 91 to 381 code for a protein of 96 amino acids.